CACAGGCUUCCGGGGGCGUGUCCUCUGAUAUUUGUCUUUCAGGGAAAGUUUCAACUUCAUAUAGUAAUAAAAUCACGCAUACAUAAGUCAUGGACGAGGGGGAACGGGAGAAGCAGUGUUUCUACACUUGUCGCUGUUACCUCACGGACAACAUCUUCCUGGAGGACUACAGGCUCCACGUGAGAUACGUGACUGAACAGCAGUUCAGGGCCGACCACCAGCAGGUGCUCAGAAGUCGUGGUUGUUUAACAGAUGAGCAUUUUGACGAGGUUCUUCAAAAGAUCGCUAAGGAGGUUGAAAGACGUCAGAGUCUGAAUAUAGAGUCUGCUGAGAGAACCGCUGCGAUACAACAGGUGUACCGGCCGCUCCAUCCUCACAUCUACCACCUCCAGGAGUCGUUCCUCGCCCCAGAGUUCCUACAGAUCGUGGCGUAUUGCCGGAGUUCUGGAGCCAAUCAGCAAGGACUGCUGGGGAUGCUGCAGUCGGAAGCCGCUCCGCGCGUGUUUCGCCUGGCGGUGUUCACCAGGACCUUCUGCCAGGAGCUGGUGGAGGAGCUGGAGCACUUUGAACGUUCCCCGGCCCCCAAGGGGCGGCCCAACACCAUGAACAAUUACGGGAUGUUACUCAACGAACUGGGGUUGGACGAGGGCCUGACCACGCCCCUCCGCGAGCGCUACCUCGGACCAAUCGCGUCGCUGCUCUACCCGGACUGCGGGGGGGGCGGUCUGGACAGCCACAAGGCCUUCGUGGUGAAGUACGACCUGAGGGAAGACCUGGACCUCAGCUAUCACUAUGACAACGCCGAGGUCACCCUCAACGUCUCGCUGGGGAAGGACUUCACGGGGGGAAACCUCUACUUUGGUGACAUGAAAGAUGUGCCUUUAGGCGACACAGAGUGCUCGGAGGUGGAGCACCGUGUGAGUGCGGGCCUGCUCCACCGGGGGCAGCAGAUGCACGGCGCGCUGCCCAUCGCGGCGGGCCAACGCUGGAGCCUCAUCAUCUGGAUGAGGGCCUCACGCCAACGCAACCGCCGCUGCCCCAUGUGCAGCCAGACGCCCUCAUUGGUCCGGGGGGAGGGCUUCGCCGACGGAUUCACUGACGGGGUCGGAGACGAGGAGGGAACUCAGAACUCGUCCUGUGUGCUAACUUGAUGCUAUGUUAAGGGGAUGGAUGCUAACACGAUGCUAGCAUGAUGUUAGCGUCAUGUGUUCUACACCAUGCUAUUCAAACGGGAUACUAGUAGCAUGUGAGCUAAUCUGAUGCUAUGCUCAGGCGUUGUUAUUCUCAUUGCAGAAUAUUUACUGACAGAAUGUGCCUGUACUGUAUGGAAGCCCAAAAUACGUACAAGUGUCAGAAUAUGAUUUUCCUUAAAUUUCUGAACUUCUCUUUAAUUUAUAUGUAUAAUUAUUUUUUAUAUUUUACACUGAGAAAACUUAUAUCAAAUCUACAAUCUUUUUGUUAAACUACUGAUGUGCUCAUAGCCUGACAUGACGACCUGAAAUUCUAAGUGUACUUAAAUACCAUAUUUUCCAUAAUCUUUCAAUGGAAACCAAGAAACAUUUUUUUUCCUAACAUGCGUAUGAAGAAGCAAAAAUACCCAAGCUUGUAUGUUAUACUUUAAGGCUGUAAAUGCAUAAUUAUGGUUAUUAAUAAGCUGUGCUCAGGUCAUAUAGGCUCACAUCUAUAUUAAUAAAUGGUCAUGUAAAUUAUGUAAAAAUGUAUCUAUAGAAUAGCAUUAGCAUAUAGGCUUUGGUACAAAAGACAAUACAAGUGUUCAGAUUUAAAAGAGACGUUAUUUUAAUCAUAAAACUUAUUGUUACAAGAAUAUACUCUGGUUUUGUUGUUUUUGAAAAUAUAAUACAGUUCGAUUCAAUAUCGAUCAUUUUGGCAA
Messenger RNA from Gadus morhua (Atlantic cod), 1891 nucleotides. It is a transcript of the gene ogfod2, whose product is annotated as 2-oxoglutarate and iron-dependent oxygenase domain containing 2. The coding region runs from base 90 to 1151 and encodes 353 amino acids. NCBI's taxonomy places the organism in Eukaryota, Metazoa, Chordata, Actinopteri, Gadiformes, Gadidae. The record is from RefSeq and is a predicted model, not a curated record. The transcript is spliced from 7 exons. Gene Ontology annotation, molecular function: oxidoreductase activity, acting on paired donors, with incorporation or reduction of molecular oxygen; L-ascorbic acid binding; iron ion binding.